UGAGCACGCGCGCGCGCGUUUGUGCGCGUGUUCGUUUGUGUGCGCGCGCUUUGAAAGCCUGGAAUUUUCAAAUGCAUUCUGGAAUUUAUAGGUUCUUUCCUGCUCUGCUCUGCUCCACAUAGAUUAUCUCCUCACUAUCCCAGAACUUUUCUUCCUUUAAGAAUGGCGAUGGAUAGCGUGAGCUACUGGAAGGUUUUGAUAGUGGUGUUGAAAUAGUUAAUAUUGUCGAUGUACUUUUUCUCUGUUACUAUAGGCUGUCGGAUUUUUUUUUUAACCAAGUGUUUUUAGCUUUUUUAUAUUCUAGUUUGUUUCUUCUCCAUCGGUGGUGGUGUUUUAGAUCCUCAACUAGAUAAGAAUGGUUCGGAACAGCCCACCACACAUACCUUAGGUAGAUAGAUAUCCAGGAGGCACCUCCUUGGCACCGGAUCAGCUAAUGAGGUUCACUUUGCACAGAACAACCUCAAGGUUUUUGGAUGGAAGGAACUUAAAGGAAUUAGUAUUUUUCUACCCUCUACCACCACUCCCGGUCAACUUUUUCCCCAGCCUCAGUUUUCUGGGAGAACACGACAGCCUGACUACAGGAAUUUGGAAGUAAAAUCUUAUGCAACAUAAAUAGUUUCCUGGCUUCUCUAAGCUUGGUGUGUGCCUUGCCUAGUUUCACUUGAUACUCUUCAGGAAUUAUGUAGAAAAGAAAAACUCACAUGUAAAUCGAUUGGAAUCACCAAAAGGAAUCUAAACAAUUAUGAGGUGGAAUACUUGUGUGACUACAAGGUAGAAAAGGUGGAAUGACAGAGAAAGAAGGGAGAGACAAUCUAUCUUCUGGUUCACUCCCCAAGUGACUGUAACAGCCAGGCCUGGGCCAGGUGGAAGAUGGGCGUUAGGGAGACAUUCUGGUUUCCCACAAAGGAUAUGGAAUAUUAUCUUGUAAAAUGGAAAGGAUGGCCAGAUUCUACAAAUACUUGGGAACCUUUGCAAAAUCUCAAGUGCCCAUUACUGCUCCAGCAGUUCUCUAAUGACAAGCAUAAUUAUUUAUCUCAGGUAAAGAAAUGCAAAGCAAUAAUUCCAAAAUACAAUAACAAAGCUUUGAAACCUGCUGUUGCUGAGUACAUUGUAAAGAAGGCUAAACAGAGGAUAGCUCUGCAGAGAUGGCAAGAUGAACUCAACAGAAGAAAGAAUCAUAAAGGAAUGAUAUUUGUUGAAAAUACUGUUGACUUAGAGGGCCCACCUUCUGACUUCUACUACAUCAAUGAAUACAAACCAGCUCCUGGAAUCAGCUUAGUAAAUGAAGCUACUUUUGGUUGUUCAUGCACAGAUUGCUUCUUUGAGAAAUGUUGUCCUGCUGAAGCUGGAGUUCUUUUGGCUUAUAAUAAAAACCAACAAAUUAGAAUCCCACCUGGCACCCCCAUUUAUGAAUGCAACUCGAGGUGCCGAUGUGGACCUGAUUGUCCCAAUAGGAUUGUACAAAAAGGCACACAAUAUUCACUUUGCAUCUUUCGAACUAGCAAUGGCUGUGGCUGGGGUGUAAAAACACUUGUGAAGAUUAAAAGAAUGAGUUUUGUCAUGGAAUAUGUUGGAGAGGUACGUUCAACUUAUCACAUAGCAGAUGAUGUGCAUGUGAUCACAAGUGAAGAAGCUGAAAGACGUGGACAGUUCUAUGACAACAAAGGAAUAACUUAUCUCUUUGAUCUGGACUAUGAAUCUGAUGAAUUCACAGUGGAUGCAGCUCGAUAUGGAAAUGUGUCUCAUUUUGUGAAUCACAGUUGUGACCCAAAUCUUCAGGUGUUCAAUGUUUUCAUUGAUAACCUUGAUACUCGUCUUCCACGAAUAGCAUUAUUUUCUACAAGAACCAUAAAUGCUGGUGAAGAGCUCACUUUUGAUUAUCAAAUGAAAGGUUCUGGAGAUAUAUCUUCAGAUUCUAUUGAUCACAGCCCAGCCAAAAAGAGAGUCAGAACUGUAUGCAAAUGUGGAGCUGCAACUUGCAGAGGUUACCUCAACUGAAUUUUUGGAAAAUAUAGCUGGUGAUAAUUAUAGUUUUGUCUUUCUCAAAUGCUAUCAUUUUUAAAACAUACAUUUGGGACUUUCUUCAUAGUAUUACAGUUGUACCUAUUUUAAUUCACAAUCUAUGUUUCAAGACAUUUGCCAAAUGCAUUAUUGAUCUUUCUGAAGAGAGGGACCCAGGGUCACAUGGAGUAAUGAUAAGUAUCCAUACUUAAUGGCUAGAUACCCCACAUGGCAGACAAACUGUUUUCAGGUCGGCAUAUGCAUACUAAGUCUGUGUAAAUAGAGAAAUGCCUCAACUAUUUGGAAAGUGUUAAACUGAUAAUGUGACAGUUGCCGAAAUCACAUUCAACCUGCCAUACACCUUAAAUUCACAGAGUUAAUUCAGUUUGAGUAAAUAUACAUGUUCUAUUUUUGUUACUAUAUUGUCAUUCCUGUUUAAUAUUCACUGUACUUGUAUUUGAAAUAGAUGAUGCUGAAUUUUAUACUUUUCUACUUUUUCAUUAAAACAUUGGCAUCUUAAUGAUAUAGAAAUGUAAGAUAAAUUAAAUGUAAAAAAUUAAUUCAGCUUGAUUUCAUAUUUUGAAGCAGUUUAUCGCAUUAUGAGGGGAAUAUAUCUUAACCUGUAAUUCUUCAGGAUUUUUUAGUAUUUAUAAGAAAAAUCUCCAAAAAUCCCUCUCUGAAAAGUCUAGAAUGGCUGGCAAUUUUGCUUUGAUGAAAUGACAGGACAGUAGGAUCAGGAGAAUUUUUUAGAGUGCCAGGCAGCAGAAAUGGAGCACUUUAAAGGCACUUCUGAGUUGCUUAAAUUAGAAGAUCCGUGUUAAGUACCUCUGGUCUAAAGAGUAAAACAAGAUACCUGGGGUGCCUUGGUACCUAAUAAUGUAACAUACAUUAACCUGAUGUCCUUUCAAUUUCAGGCUGUUUUAACAUUCCUUUCCACCAAAUUUAUUUUUAUAUUUCCUGAAGGCUUUUCUUAAAAAGUAAACUAUUUUGAACUGA
This is a messenger RNA of Oryctolagus cuniculus (rabbit), 2997 nucleotides long. The record is from RefSeq and is a predicted model, not a curated record. NCBI's taxonomy places the organism in Eukaryota, Metazoa, Chordata, Mammalia, Lagomorpha, Leporidae.